Molecule: messenger RNA, 3141 nt
Organism: Epithele typhae
Lineage: Eukaryota; Fungi; Basidiomycota; Agaricomycetes; Polyporales; Epitheliaceae
Exons: 14
Coding region: 1-3141 (1046 amino acids)
Source: RefSeq, a predicted model, not a curated record
AUGCAUCUUGUUGAAGACAUCCUCCUUUCUAUCUUCAAACUCCUUCCUCCUUCCUCAGCUACUACUGUAGCUCAGGCCUCCAAGCUCACAUACCAACUGGCCAUGCCCACUGCACUCUCUAAGAUCCAUCUACAAGACUGGUGUGAUUGGAACCCCACAGGCACCAUUGAAUGGGUGAAGUGGCUCACUUCUGCUCAUCCUUACCUUCCCUACCCUCCCUGUCACUAUAUCAAGUCCCUCCACACCCCCUAUCACUCCGAUAUUCUCUCCACCCACGUUUUCACGGAUAAGCUCCUCAGCAAGAUCCCAAAUCUCUCUGAGCUUGUGGUUCUGAACACGGGGGAACAAAUCGACGUUUUUGUCUGCCUUCUAUUCAUACCCACUUUGACCACACUCUCCAUGAGCUCAGCUACCAUCGACAAUGUCCUCACGGUUGCUCCACUCCUUCCCGACUUCCCAAAACUCUCUGCAUUCUCCUUGUCACUCCAGAGGGGGUCUAUUCCAGUCGAUAUCACCUUCCAGGACUGGAACAUCCUUCAUUCUCUCAUCCUUCAACUCUCCAAAGUCCCCCUUCUUGCUUCUUUAUCUUUGACAGGAGACGAAGAGGAGAACGAGCAUGAAGAGAAGGAGUUGGCCCAUUGGGAUCUCAUCCAGGAGCUUAGCAUUGCAUCCCCUCUUCUAGACCUCCCCUACCUCAAACAUCUCAAGCUCCAACAGUGGCAGCGAUCCUUGGUUCCCCCUACCUCCUCUCUUCUCCACCUUUCUGUCUACUGCCACACCACGUUUGAGGUCUUGUGGGCUCACACCUGGCACGACCUCCAGACCGUUGAGAUUGACUUCAUGCUCGACGGUGACGAGGAGAUCUUUGGCGAGAGCCCACCCAUCGACAACUACAAGAAUCAUUCCUUCUCUCACAUCGACUUCCUCGAGUUCACUCAGAAGUGGUAUAUUCCUUCACGCUCAGCCACCAUGUACGACUUUGCAGAGUUGCCACACCAGCUCUUCCACCAUAUCAAGUCUUUGUCGUCCCUUUCCUUUGCCGAUCUCAUGUGGGACGACUGCGAAGAUGAGCUCAGAUGCGAGACUUUCGAUGCAGCUGCCAGGUUGAAGAUUAGGUCGUUGACCUUCGACCAUUUCUAUUAUCCUGCGAAUGGUUUCGAAGACAUCUUGUCGACCAUGCCCCAGAGGUUCUCUCCCAUCCCUCUCAUUCAUCUCAGCAUCAGAUUCGUUCCAGAUCUGUUUAAAGACCUUGCCAUGGAUCCCCUCACAGCGUGCAAGAGGCUAGGGCAGAAGCUGGCAGAGUUCAUUCCUACCCUCAUGGUUCUGGAACUGGAGGUUCUUGACGCAGAUGACGAUGAAGAAAGAGUCGUUCAGUGGUGGAGAAUCGAGCGUCGAGAGGAGGUCCCACGGUUGGAAGAGAUAUGGAGUGAGGUUGGGGAGGCAGCUGUUCAGUUGAUUCAGAGGAAGGCCUUCAAGCUGCAGGCUCUGGAAGGGCGUCCUUUGGAACACCCUGGGCUUGUUGAGGUUGUCAGAGAGGCAGUCAGACGGUGGGACGAGAAGGUCAAGGGCGGCGAGGAGGAGGAGGAGGAGGGUGGGCAGCAUCUGCGCGUGGACGGCCGUAAGGCCACCUGUUUUGAGCGCAAGGUGUGGGCGAUGGGUGAGAAAGGACGGGAGACACCCCCCGCCAUAUCUUGCGCGCUGCAGGAGGAAGGGUGGGGCAGGGUGCAGGAGGACAGGGCCAGGGACUUACUGGGAGACGACCAGCGCCACGGAUGUCCAUUGGGACGUCCUCGGUGGUUUGAGGUGGUUGGGGAGGCAGGCAAGCAGCGGGACAGGGAAGUUGAGGGUGGCGAGGAGGUGAAGGAGGAGGAGGAGAGAGGCGCGCGUACGGACAGCUGUAAGGCCGCCCGAUUUGAGCGCAGGACACUGGUGAUGGGCAAGGAAGGACAGGAGACACGUCCCGCCGCAUCUUCCACACUGAGGGAGGAGGAUUGGGGCAGCACGCAGGAGAGACGGGCACAAGUAGUGAUCACCACGGGUCACCCCCGGACCCGUGAAACCCGGACCCGUGAGCUCACGGGUCAGGGUACGCUCGGGUACAGCGCUUACGACCACGGGGGCGGCUUUUCAAAACAACACGCAAUGGACGUCCUUGACCACCUCUGGGCCCACCGCGAGUCCACCUCUGGCUGGCCUAUUGAGAGCCACGAGGACGUUCUCGCCCCCUGGCUCUACUGGUUAUCCUUCACCCCCGAAAAAAUCGCUACCUGCUCGCCCGCCCUCCGCACUAUGCUUGCGAAUCACGUCGGGUCGUACACCAUGGGCAGCGGGCAGGCGUGGAGCGACCGGAUGAUGAGCCUGAGGGCGUGGCAGGUGAACAACUGGGAGCGGUGGACGGCGUGCCCCUCGGUGGCCUCAAGUUCACGCUCGGCUCUCUGUCCGGGCUCUAGGUUUGAUGCGAUGGACGAGCUGAACGCGUACCGCGCCCACUCCUUCCUGGACGCAUACGCCAUCAAGCACACGGGGCGCGCGCGUGGCGGGAGGCGCAAGGUGGACAUGUGGAGGGAGGAGGAGAAUGCCGAGGUGCAGGCGUGGAAGGCGGAGAUCUUGGCGAGGAGGGCGGUGGAGGGCGAUGAAGACGAAAACACGGACCUCGACGUUGAACUAGACGGCAACGACGACAACCGCCACUCCGACCACUACCAUGACCACGAGAUGGACGACACGCAAGGCGGAGCGGCACAUAUCGACCGUGUGCACCGACAGGUCCAGGACGGGCUCGACACGGACAUUGAAGAGCUCAUCAACGUGGUCUCGAGCAAGGACGACGAAGAACACAAGCCGGAGGAUGCGCCCUCGCGCGCGGCGAGCCCGACAGACUCGGACAUGGACAUCGGGCGGACGUGCUCUGAGGUCGAAGACGUCUUCAUCACCGGCGAGGUUGCUUCUUUGACCCUUCCGCAAUACGCACAAGCCUGUCACAUAUGCCAGAACGAGCUGAACCGGCGUGUCCUGGCUGCUACGCUCUCGGCCUGUGCCCGCGCUUCCAGCGCGCGCGCGUCUGCCACCGCCAUGGCCCGUGACGUCCACAAGCAGGAGCGUGAGCACCUCCAGGCGCGCGCGCACCGCAUGCCGUCGUGA